Molecule: messenger RNA, 1355 nt
Organism: Cuscuta epithymum
Lineage: Eukaryota; Viridiplantae; Streptophyta; Magnoliopsida; Solanales; Convolvulaceae
Source: the annotation of a GenBank genome assembly
CUGCUAGCCAAUUAUCCCCGCAAGUUGACCUCAGAAGGUCGAUUUUUCCUUUUUGGUCAACUUCGUGAAGGUCGGCGUCAUAACGUUGGUCUGUUACUCUUGCUUACACAACACUCAGUUAGUCAACUCAGUCAUAUUAAUGUAUUAAUCUAACGAAAGUACUCAAUUAACACUAAAUAAUCAAGUUUAUGCAAUUAUGAAUGUCAAAUGCGCACUCUUUGUUCAAGUCCGUGGAGGUUUUUGUUUGUUUCUUUUCUGUGUUUGAAUUUUCUUUCUGUAUUACUGUAAGAUCCGCUCUAGCAUUAGCAGUAGUCGGUAGGUGUGGGAGUAUUAAAUUUUGAGGUGCCGGCCGGGGUACCUCAUCUCCCCCAUUAAAAGCCUCGGGAAACCCAUAACAAUUCAAACACCCUUCAUUUUCUUCUCCUCUCACAUAACAUACCCACUGACACGAUUCCCUUCUCAUGGCGGCAUUAGCAGUGACGAGGACAAGCGCCGUCCUCCUCCUAGUGGUGGUAGGGCUGGCCGUCACCGACGCGCAGGCGCCGGCGGGGGCUCCGUCGGCUGCGGCGGAGGACUGCAUGACGGAGUUGCUGGGGAUGUCGGGUUGCUUGACGUAUGUGGAGGCAGGGAGCAACCUGACGAAGCCGGACAAAGGGUGCUGCCCGGAGCUGAAAGAUAUAGUGAACAAUCACCCAGUUUGUUUGUGCAAACUUCUGGCUGACCCCAACAAUAACAGUGUGGGAAUCGCAAUUGAGGUGAAGAAGGCCCUCAAUCUCCCCACUGCUUGCAAGAUUGAUUCCCUUUCUCCCAGCCUCUGCUCAAUUUUAGGUAUAAACGUUGCUGGAGUACCUGCUCCCGCUCCUGCUGAAGGGCCAUCAUCUGGUGCAGGAAGUCCAUCUAGUGUAACAGAUGGUAGUGGCGGGUUAGCGUCAAGUCCGGCUGCUGGGAAGGGGGCCAGUGCUGCUCCAAGAACCACCUUCUUUCACCUCUGUCAUUCCCUUCUUGCCUUGGCUGCUACCCUUUCCUUUGCAUCUUUUCUUUAACUCUUAUCAACCAAAAUUCAUUAAAUUGAUUUCUCAUCAUUCAUGUCGUCUUUAUUUUUCUACUUUGAGGGAAUGUUCAUGUCCUAAUUAUGUAUCAGUUUGUCUAAAAAGAGCUAUGUUUACGAUAUCUCUGAUAUUCUCCUGACAUUUCAUGGUAUAUAUGUGUAAUGUUUGCCCUCGGUGUUGCUAUUUCAUCUACUAAUGAGUGUAAUGAGUUCGCGUUUCGUAUAUAGUUUUUGUAUAUGUUUAUUCUACAAUCUACACGUGAGAUGUCAAUGUUACAUGGUGCAUGUAUGACAUGAGAAAGAUUAA